CAACCCUACACAGCGUGUGACAUUUGUGUGCAGUGUUUCGUGUUCUGAUCUUCUGUUCUGUGGCUCUCUGUCACCUUUGUCAAUUGCCUCUGUUCCAUGAUCUCCAUGACAAGCUUUUUGUAAACUUAAAAUUGAAUAGUCAUUUUUACAUUCAUUUUCACCAGUUUUCCCCGUCGUUUACCGAAAACAGUAUACGUUAAAAAUAUAAGAUGUUCCUUACAAGAAGCGAAUACGACCGAGGGGUAAAUACCUUCUCCCCCGAAGGACGGUUGUUUCAAGUUGAAUAUGCCAUAGAGGCCAUCAAACUUGGGUCAACAGCCAUUGGAAUAUGCACAAGUCAAGGUGUUGUACUAGCAGUGGAGAAAAGAAUCACUUCUCCGCUAAUGGAGCCUACUACAAUUGAAAAGAUUGUCGAGGUUGAUAAGCAUAUCGGUUGUGCUGUAUCUGGUCUUAUGGCAGACUCACGUACAAUGAUAGAUAGGGCAAGAAUAGAAUGUCAAAACCACUGGUUUGUUUAUAAUGAGAACAUGAGUGUAGAAUCAUGUGCACAAGGAGUUUCAAACUUAGCUAUUCAGUUUGGGGAUUCUGAUGAUGAUGGUGCAGCAAUGUCUAGACCAUUUGGUGUUGCUAUUCUGUUUGCUGGAAUUGAUGAGAAGGGGCCACAGUUAUACCAUAUGGAUCCAUCAGGUACUUUUGUCCAGUUUGAUGCAAAAGCAAUAGGCUCUGGAUCCGAAGGCGCUCAACAGAGCCUCCAAGAAGUCUACCAUCGCAGUAUGACCUUAGAGGAGGCUACUACGGCAGCACUGACCAUCCUUAAGCAAGUUAUGGAGGAGAAAUUGAAUGCCUCUAAUGUAGAGGUGAUGACUAUGACUCCAAAAGAAUUUUUCCACAUGUUUACUAAGGAACAGGUUGAGGAGGCACUGAAGAAAAUAGGCAUGCCAUCUGAAGUACAACAUCCUGCUCUUAGCGAAAUUGGCGAACGUAAGAAAGCUGAAAAUGUCAAGUGAAAUUCUUUGCUGCUUCUGAACUGUUUCCAGUUCAGUUCUUAGUUUUGAUAUUCAAGAGAAAUACGUUUUUAGUUUUUAUAUAAAGUUUUCAUUAAAAUAAAGAUAAUUUUUUGAUUCUGUGUUGCAAUAAUUUGGACAGUGGCUUAUUCUGGCAGUUGGUAGCACUUGUGUAAGUUUCACAUCCCUCAUCUCCAUCUCUCCAUUGGCAUUUGCGCCGCGCUAAAACAAG
This is a messenger RNA of Acanthoscelides obtectus, 1236 nucleotides long. The record is from the annotation of a GenBank genome assembly. NCBI's taxonomy places the organism in Eukaryota, Metazoa, Arthropoda, Insecta, Coleoptera, Chrysomelidae.